UGAACGGUUUAUCUCCUGGGACUUAUGAGAUCACCGGAAAUUGUGUUGAAGGUCGUCGGAGUAUGUAGAACAACCAAUUUUCUCACUCAAUUGCAUUCUUUAACUAUCAGAACUUACGACACUCACUUGGCUGCAAAAAUAACCGAGUUAUAUUUCGAGUUGUUACCUCUUCAAACUGCGCGUAAGCUGUUUGAUGAAAUUCCUCACCCAAAUCUAUACACCUGCAAUCGCAUUCUGCAACGCUUUUGUGGAAAGAACCGAUAUGAGGAAGUAUCAUCUCUGUUUACGUCUAUGUUUUCAUUCGAAAAGGUUGAUCAUUUUACUCUACUCUUUGCAUUAAAGGCGUGUUCUGCAUUAAAAGCAACAAAUUUUGGCAAAACAAUUCAUGGGUUGGGGAAGAAAUAUGGUAUCAUUCAUUCAAACAUGUUUCUUGGAUCAGGCCUCAUUGACAUGUACUCGAAAUGUGGAAAUAUGGAUGAUGCUUUUCGCGCCUUUGAGGAAUAUACAAAACCGGAUAUUGUUUUAUGGACUACUCUGGUUACUGGAUAUGAGAAGAACUUUAAGCCUGAUGAAGCACUAGCUGUUUUUACUGGAAUGGCGAUGGCGCAUUGCAUUAGUUCAGACCCAAUAACUCUUGUUACUGUUGUCUCUGCUUGUACUCAGUUGUUGAAUUUGAAAGCUGGAAAAAGUGUUCAUGCACAUGUGUUUCGAAUGGGUUAUGAAGGUUCCCUCUCUUUAUCAAACGCUCUGCUGAACUUAUAUGCGAAAUCUGGGUCCAUGUUUUAUGCAGGAAAUUGGUUUAGGGUGAUGGAGGAGAAAGAUGUAAUCUCAUGGAGUUGUAUUAUCUCCUGUUGUGCUCAUAAUGAUGCUACUGAUAGAGCUAUAAGUCUAUUUGAUGAGAUGAUUUAUAAAGGAAUUGAACCCAACUCCGUAAGUGUAAUCAGUGCUUUGCAAGCAUGUGAAUCUUGUUGUAAUUUAAACAAAGGCAGGCAAAUACAUGAAUUAGCUUUUCAUAAAAGUCUUGAACUUGAUAAAUUGGUCUCCACUGCUUUGAUUGAUAUGUACAUGAGCUGUUGUUCACCUCAGGAAGCGAUUAUCGUAUUUGACAGGAUGCCCAACAAAGAUCCUGUUUCUUGGUUUGCUCUGUUAUGUGGUUGUGUUAAAAAUGGAAUGGUCAACAAAUCUAUGCAAAUAUUUUGUGACAUGAUGGCCAGCGAUAUCCAACCUGAUGCUACUGUGAUGGUUAAAAUUCUUGGAGCUUGUUCUGAGUUGGGGGUUCUUCAAUUGACUUCUUGUCUUCAUAGUUAUGUAAUUAGAGGUGGGUUCAUCAGCAAUUCGUUCAUCGGAGCUUCAGUUAUUGACUGUUAUGCAAAAUGUGGUAGCUUGGAUGAGGCUAUCAAGGUUUUUGAGAGAUCAACAGAUAAAGAUGUUGUUAUCUGGAGCUCCAUGUUUGCAGGCUACGGAAUUCAUGGGCAAGCUAGGGAAUCAAUUAAGUUAUUUCAUCGUAUGGUUACAGAUUCCACGGUGUGUCCUAACAAAGUUACCUUCCUUUCAAUAUUAGCAGCUUGUAGUCAUGCAGGUUUUGUUGAGGAAGGGAUUGAAUUCUUCAACAUAAUGUUAAAUGGGUACCAACUGAUGCCAGAAUCAAAGCAUUAUGCAAUCAUUGUUGAUCUACUUGCACGAAUCGGAGAAUUGGACAAGGCUAUGUGCCUCAUUAACCAAAUGCAGUCACGGGUUGGAGUACACGUAUGGGGGGCCUUGCUUGGUGCUUGCAGGAUUCAUCAGAAUGCAGAGAUUGGAGAAGUCGCUGCCAGGAAUCUUCUCCAGUUAGAUCCAGAUCAUGCUGGAUAUUACAUCCUGUUAUCAAAUGUGUAUGCUGUUGAUGGGAAGUGGGAUGAUGCAGCUGAACUUAGAGGUUCAAUUAAAGAGAGAGAAUUGAAAAAGAUAACUGGCCAAAGUGUUGUUAGACUUUAGGAAUGAGGCUCACGUCGUUUUACACAACGGUGGAUAUCACAGGGACGUAAGAGCAUAUCUAUGGUCCUAAUUCAAACAUUCUG
Molecule: messenger RNA, 2057 nt
Organism: Solanum verrucosum
Lineage: Eukaryota; Viridiplantae; Streptophyta; Magnoliopsida; Solanales; Solanaceae
Product: putative pentatricopeptide repeat-containing protein At3g01580
Exons: 1
Coding region: 25-1974 (649 amino acids)
Biological process (GO): RNA modification
Molecular function (GO): protein binding; RNA binding
Source: RefSeq, a predicted model, not a curated record